Notothenia coriiceps (black rockcod) is the source of this 900-nucleotide messenger RNA. RefSeq names its product contactin-associated protein-like 2. The transcript has 6 exons. The record is from RefSeq and is a predicted model, not a curated record. Lineage: Eukaryota; Metazoa; Chordata; Actinopteri; Perciformes; Nototheniidae. The annotation marks the transcript as partial.
AUGAAGAGUCAGAGGAAUAGGGAGAGGAAGAAGAGGCCAUGUACGGCUCCUAAAGUCAUCUCCUUCUCCUUCGACGUUGGAAACGGACUUGUGGAGUUGACGGUGCAUUCGGACACGCCCCUCAAUGACGACCAAUGGCAUCGUGUGAUGGCCGAGCGAAACGUGAAGCAGGCCGUGCUUCAGCUGGAUGAAACGUACCGGGCCUCUCAGCUCGCUCCGGCUCAGGGACACACACGCCUAGAGCUGUUCAGCCAGCUCUACGUUGGAAAACCAGCAUCGCUCACCUGCCAAGACAGUGCCGCAGGGGGUCAGCGGGGGUUUCUGGGAUGUAUCCGAGCUCUCCGGAUGAACGGCAUCACUUUGGACCUGGAAGAAAGGGCGAAGGUCACGCCCGGGGUCAAACCAGGAUGCCAAGGCCACUGCACCAGCUUUGGGAUGUACUGCCGUAACGGAGGGAAGUGUGUGGAGAAGUACAACGGAUACUUGUGUGACUGCAGCGACUCCGCCUACGACGGCCCGUUCUGCACCAGAGAUGUCGGGGGUUUCUUUGAGGCGGGGACUCUGGUAAAGUACAACUUCCUGCCCGAAGCAGUGGCAGGAGCCAGCAGAGACUCAAAGAUCCUGACGCACCAGCUGACGCCGCAUGAAGUGAAUCUGACAAAGGAGGAGGUGGCCUUUAGUUUCAGCACAUCCAACGCUCCUGCUAUUCUGAUGUACGUCAGCUCCAAGACGCAGGACUAUCUGGCUGUGGUUUUAAGGCAGAAUGGUUCUCUCCAGGUGCGCUAUAACCUGGGAGGCCUCAGGGAGCCCUUUUCUAUCGAUGUGGACCAGCGUAACCUUGCCAACGGACAGCCGCACAGCAUCAACAUGUCCCGGGUCGACAGGAGCAUCACCAUCCAG